AUGCAAGAUUUACCACCUAUAGGAGGAUACGAACCAAUUCAAUGGAAAAGAAAUUUACCAACUAGAGGUUAUCGUCCAUCAAUAUAUUUUUGGGGUAUUGUUGGUAUAAUGUCAUUUGGUUUUUAUAGAGUUUAUCAUAUGAAUGAUGAACAAAGAGAAUUAACAAGAGAAAGGAAUUGGGCAAGAUUUCAUUUACAACCUUUACUAACUGCUGAAGAUGAUAGAAAUCUUGUUAGAAGAUAUUUAGCUGAAUUAGAAAGACAAAAUUUGGUUAAAGAAAAUUUGACACCAGAAGCAAGAGAUAAAUUUGAAAAAGAAUUAUAUAAUGAUAAAUCUAAAUUUAGAUUCCCAAGAUAUACAGCAGGUACUAGUCCAAGUGAAUCAUCAUAG
Messenger RNA from Insectozyma verbasci, 390 nucleotides. The record is from the annotation of a GenBank genome assembly. Lineage: Eukaryota; Fungi; Ascomycota; Pichiomycetes; Serinales; Debaryomycetaceae.